Staurois parvus is the source of this 337-nucleotide messenger RNA. Lineage: Eukaryota; Metazoa; Chordata; Amphibia; Anura; Ranidae. The record is from the annotation of a GenBank genome assembly.
CAUAACCAGGGGCGGACUGACAACUCAUGGGGCCCCCGGGCAAUAGGGGAUCAUGGGGCCCCUGUGUCCUUGCCCAAACUCAAAAAAGCCUAUGAAAAAGGUACCAGGGGCAUCUCAUGGGGCCCCUUACUGACCUCGGGCCCUCGGGCAGUGCCCGAGUUUCCAAAUGGUCAGUCCACCCUGCCCAUAACAGAUUAUAUAAGAUAAAUACAAAUGUAACACACAUUUUUCAUACACUUAAAAUCAAAAUUUGACAUGCAUAUUCAAGACAAUUAGUUAAUCAAAGUCUUAAUGUUCUUUAUGUUAUUUUAUUUUAUUUAUUUAGUGCUUUAGAGAA